UGCCAGAGUAUACAGUUGCCUUGCCGUAGGCGUAGAAGACAGUGAACACGGAAGACAGUUCCGGGUUUAUUAUUCACAGACAGCAGUCGUUAUCAUUCUGUAGUUAGUCACAUAUCAUUUCAGAAAACGAUGUCACUUUUAAUGGAUAACCAAUUUGGAGAACUUCCAGUCGACAAAUCAGUGGAUACAAAGUUCUUUCUGGAGUCAGUGGCAUAUCUUCCGCCUUUUUUUGACUGCCUGGGGUCAAAAGUAUUUGUUCCUAUCAAAUCAGACAUCAGUGGCAAUAUAACAAAAAUCAGAAGUGUGUAUGACAAGGACCCUGCCAAGUAUGCAACACUACAGCAGAUAGUGGAGUCAGAGAAGGAGGCAUAUGGCACAGAGUGGCCCAAAGUGGGAGCCACCUUGGCCCUGAUGUGGCUGAAGAGAGGCCUCCGUUUCAUCCAGAUCCUGCUUCAGAGCUUGGCAGAUGGAGAGAAAGAUGAGAACAACCCUAACCUCAUCCGUGUCAAUAUCAACAAAGCCUACGACCAGGCCCUGAAGAAAUACCACGGCUGGCUAGUGCAGAAGAUCUUUAAGGCGGCAUUGCUUGCAGCACCCUAUAAGUCAGACUUUAUAAAGGCCCUGUCAAAAGGUCAAGAGGUCAGAGAGGAGGACUGCAUGGCUAGUGUACGCCAGUUCCUCAUCAAUUACACGGCCACAGUGGAUGCAAUCUAUGAGAUGUACACAACGCUGAAUGCAGAGCUGGACUAUAGUGUUUGAUGUCCCCCAUACUGGACCACAGCAGCAUCCUGCGUGUUAUUUUCUUUCAGUCUUCUAUUUUUCAUCCUUUCUCUCAGGUUAUGGAACUUUCCAGCUUAUGAGGAUUGAGGACUUUAUUUCAAUGACGCUGUUUUUAUUCUUAUCACCAUUUGUAUUAUUAAUUUCACGUCCCUCCUUUUAAGUCUCUCCCUACUAAAUGUUGACGGUUUGGCCCCAGGUGAGUUGCUACUGGAUGGAAAGUGGCAUAUUCCGUGUUGAGUCUGUUAUAAAUUCAAGAAAUGUAAAAAUUGCAGGAAUGUUACAGGUCUAGCACAACUCUUGUUGUGUAAGCCCAUUAAGCGGUCUGCUGCAGUUACACAUGAUCCACCAUCAGGUAAGAGACAUUUAGAAGUGAUACCCAGAGAGCUGGUCAGUGUUAUUCUAGUACUGUAUCUCUCUUUGUGGGAGGGAAGAGUGUAUCUGCUGAUGAUACAAGACUCAUGAAAUCCCUACUGUAACUACCCUGAAACGUGAGAUAGUACCCUCACUGCCCUGUAGCUAUGGGAAGAGUUAACUACCCCGUGCCUUUAGAGAUUAUAACCAGCAUUAGUGGUUUUAAUGCUUAGUGCCGUCUGUUGUGUGAUGUUUUGUUUGUGGCUUCUGCAUGUUUGUUUGAACAAAUGUAAAUGUAAAUGUAAACUGAAUCUUUAGUUGAGUAGGGUUGCACUUCCUUCAUGUCUUUUUGAAAUACAUAUUUUCAAUCCA
This is a messenger RNA of Oncorhynchus keta (chum salmon), 1503 nucleotides long. Its product is annotated as glycolipid transfer protein-like. NCBI's taxonomy places the organism in Eukaryota, Metazoa, Chordata, Actinopteri, Salmoniformes, Salmonidae. The record is from RefSeq and is a predicted model, not a curated record. Gene Ontology annotation, cellular component: membrane; cytoplasm; cytosol. Gene Ontology annotation, biological process: ceramide transport; intermembrane lipid transfer. Gene Ontology annotation, molecular function: ceramide 1-phosphate binding; ceramide 1-phosphate transfer activity. The transcript has 5 exons. Bases 130 to 759 code for a protein of 209 amino acids.